Cyclospora cayetanensis is the source of this 2562-nucleotide messenger RNA. RefSeq lists its product as uncharacterized. The coding region runs from base 1 to 2562 and encodes 853 amino acids. The transcript has 6 exons. NCBI's taxonomy places the organism in Eukaryota, Apicomplexa, Conoidasida, Eucoccidiorida, Eimeriidae. The record is from RefSeq and is a predicted model, not a curated record.
AUGAAGCCCCUGCUAGCGGCAGAAGGAGUGCUGGAUCGGCACCCGCAGCCAAGCGGUGGAGUUGUCGGCAAUCCAGCGGACUCCACGUCUUCCGCUUCAGCUUCUGCCUUGCGAAGUCUGCACUCUCUGCUGGAGGGAGGCGACUUCGAGGAGCUCUCCGACUUCUUCUUCCGCAUAUGCAAAGAGGGCGACUCCGCCCAAGGCGCGUCCAAGUUGCAAGGCGCGUCACGCAGCAACUCAGCCGGGGCCAUAAGGCUGUACUUUGGAGGUACACGACCCUCAUCGGCUUCUACCUCCGUGCCUUCGUCUUCUCUUUCGCUUUCUUCCACCUCUAUGGAACACUCGGCUCCCUCCGAUAUCCCGCAAGAACCGCACCAGAGCCACGGCGAAUGCGAAUUCGCUGGCGACGCGGCACUCGGCAUCUGCCACUCCGGCAACACCAUCGCCACAAAACGUCUCGAGGACGAAAAGGAUGAAAACAAACAUGAAAUCGGCUCCGCCAUGGGGGGAGGCGACGAGAGGUGGUGUCCAGACACCCCAGCCGCCAACUGCAGCCAUCCCCUGGCCGAUGCGGCUUCCUGCACUGCAACGCCAAGGAAAGCAAAAGAAGCCGCUCCAGCGUCCUCCGAGGAAACGAAAACCUGGGGGAAAACGCAUGCAGCGGAAAGCGCUUCUGCCUCUCUCGCCCGAAGAAGCCCAAGACUCCAGCGCGCAAACCAAGGAACGCCGCGUCAUGAGCCCAUGACCUCCCCAGCUUCGAAGAAGCAGUGCCUAGCUUCUCAGCAGCAACCUAGACGGGGGGAACACUCCUCCUCCAAAAGCUCCACAGAAACAGCAGACAACAGCACAACUCCGGGGGGGGGCGGUGGAAAACGACAGCAAGCCACGGCGUCCGGCGGGGGAGGGGGGCACUCCCAAAGGAAAAGGGGAAGGGGAGAGCUCGACAGCAUGCCGAUGAGUCCUCCUACUGGCUGCAGCAGCAGGUCCAGAACGAAUCCUACUUGCGAAGAGGCUGUUCGAGAGGAUGCCGAGGCUCUCUCGCCAAUGAAAGGCGCCAGCAACAAGCGUAAGGGCAGCUGCAGAAGCGACGCGGCCAAAGCCUCUUCGGGGAAGAAGCCUUCAAGCGCGGCACAAGCGCAUGCUACGCACAUGAGCUUUGGGGGCUUCCCAGAGACAGAGAGAAGGCGUUUUCAGCCUGUGGCAUGGUGCUCCUUUCUUGCUGUGGUGUCGUUGGCAUGCCCUGCGGCGCAGCACUGCAACAGGAAGAAGGCACGCGUUGACGCACCCCACAAGAAAGCAGUUAUUCCUCGGGAAGCCUCCCCUGCGCAAAGCCAGGAUGUCUCAGAGGCGGACGAUGAGCCGAUUUGCCGCUUUGCUCUGCCGUCUUCUUCGAAAGAAGACGCUGUUGCAGCGGCAGACUCUGGUCCCCCCGGCAGCUGCAAUCAGCUCGUUGAGCUUUCGCAUACCUCCGUGGCGGCUGUUCAGCAGGAAGAAACCUGUGCAGAGGAAGAAUUGCGAGAAGAUGGAGGCGAUACACCUGGUGAACCAGCAGAACUGGAGGGCGCGUUGCAGCACAAAGUGCUCAGGGCUCUCCCCAAACCAACGCCGCAGUUCGACUUUGGCUUGUUCAUAGUGCGAGUGGCUGCAAUGUCGAAGCACGCAGACGAUAUUUUUCCCUUGUUAGAAGAUGAAGAGCUCAUGGAGACUUCUAUAGUGCUACAAAAGUAUUUGGGGCCUCUGAAGGAGGGCGCCAAAAGGCGCGGCGAUUGCUUCAUGCUCGACAAGCUAGUUGCAGAUAUUCCCAAUCAAGGAGGCGUUUACAGACCAUCCCUGGAUAUAAAGGAGGCACCGUGGUGCACAGGGCUGGAUGCGGACGAAGGGAAGGUGCUGCCAAAAAAGGAAGUUUUGCGUCAGCGAAUCGAAAUUCAGAGACGUUGGAAUCCUUUCUCCAUCUUUGGUUCGUCUCCCCCGGCAGUCGAACUGGAGGAUGUAUUCGGCUAUGAGGUGUACCAACGAACGGCGCCUUCGGCUCGCGUUCAUCAUCCCUUGUUUCGUCGUUUAUCGCAAUUUCAAUCGUUUAAAGAUUUAUAUUCUUCGAUUUCCAAAGAAGAGUGGGAUAGGGUCUCUUCGGCGUUCCGGCACCACUGGAACAAGCAAUGCCGAUUAGAUCUCGACUGGACAAAUGAUCCUUUGACCGUCGAUGAAAUCAUGUGGAUGUUGGAAGCUAAUGAACAAGCGCCACGACCAUCCAUGGGCUGCCACAUUUUGACUCAGCCGCCCCUCGUAGACGAUUCCUUCGAAGAUCAAGAGGGGGAGAAUGGAAAUCCAGGACUGGAGCCGAGAAGACGACAGCCGUCCUCGUCUGCAUCUGCGAACCUUUUGACUGCCACGUAUCCAUGUGAGGCUUCUGGAAAGCCGCAGGAUGGGAAGCAUGAGGAGAAGGACAGCAAGCAGAAAGCCGUUGUUGGGAGAUGCGAAUCCAUCGAGCAUAAGCGGAAGCAUCAGGGGGGGGCAGCUUCUUCGAAUGCAUUUCCUCUCAAAGUGUGCGCCAGUCAUAGGUAG